This is a messenger RNA of Diceros bicornis minor, 3017 nucleotides long. RefSeq names its product zinc finger protein 250 (gene ZNF250). Bases 922 to 2643 code for a protein of 573 amino acids. Gene Ontology annotation, molecular function: DNA-binding transcription repressor activity, RNA polymerase II-specific. NCBI's taxonomy places the organism in Eukaryota, Metazoa, Chordata, Mammalia, Perissodactyla, Rhinocerotidae. Gene Ontology annotation, biological process: regulation of immune system process; negative regulation of transcription by RNA polymerase II; regulation of cytokine production. The record is from RefSeq and is a predicted model, not a curated record. The transcript is spliced from 4 exons.
AAGUUGUGGAAGAGAAAACGCAGGGUGUGCUCAAAAGGUUCUAAAGCAUCAGUUCUCUGUUGGGACCAAGGUUGCUGGGACAGAGCUCACUCCUCGUUGCUAAAAGAUAAACUGAGGCUAUUAAAAAUUGAAGAGUGUCUUUGAGCAAACGUGGACUGGAAUCAGCAGCACCAAACCGAAAGUGGUCGGGAGCGCUGAGCCGACAAGAGCCGGAAGGGGCCUCUAUAGAGAAGACGCAGAAGCAAAGCAAGGAAACUGAAACUGACCGGCUGCAACUCCAGCAGUCGCCUUAUCGGGAAAGCCUCGCUGGAGUCUGCUUCAGGUACCAAGGCAUUACAGGCAGCCCAGUCUAACGGCCUCCUUGUUGAAUUACUUUAACACUGUCAACUGGCAAAACCAUCCAGGACCCACAACGGGGCCAGAGUCCGCCGACGCUGGUCCUGAGCUUCCCGGUCCCGCGGCCGAGGGGAACCUGGUGCGCUGGCUGCGUGGUGGACGGCGUCCGCUGCGGGAGGCUGACCCCUCUCUCCACGAAGCGGGGCCCGGACCCUCCCGGCUGUAGAGAGAAGACUCGUGGACGCACCAGCCCAGGGCUCGGCGCCCACGUGGCGCUGGUGAGGACGGAACUGCAGCCACACCCGCCCCGACCGGACGACCCCUGCAGCACCGCAGUCGGGGCACCGGCCGGCCGCAGACCCCGAGCCUCUGCGCCCCGGCCACACGCGCCAGACGGAAGGACACCAGCCUGUCCCCGGCGUCGCAGGUGCUCAUCAGAGGCGAGACAUCUCGGCCAGGCCCCCAGCUCCGCGACUGCUCCUCCAGGCCGGCCCUAACCGCGCUCCGCGAGCACCAGGCCCCGCUGCCCCGCCCCGCCUCCGGCGCACGGCUCACACCCCCGGAAGUCCCUGCACACCGCUGCAGAUGGACGGGGAGGCGGCCACGGUCACACAUGACGACCACCACCAGGCCCUUGGCGGGUCCCAGGGCACAGCAACGAACCACGCCUUCGGGGGCACCGGCACCCGCUGCAGCGGAGCAGCGACGACGCAGGACAGAAACGCGAAACCCAGCCGUAGGCGGGGCGCGGCGGGUUCUUGGGGAGGACGCACCGGAAGCUCCCGCGGAGCUACCAGAACUACGGCGUCUGCGAGGCCGGGGCGCGUUCCACAGGCUCCUCUGAUUUCCAUCUUCCUCAGAGACCCCAGGGGACCAGGCGAUGGCAGCAGCCAGGCUCCUGCCGCCACUGGCAGGACCCCAGACAACCUCAAAUGUGACCACAUGACAGCUUGUAUGCGACAAGACAAUUCAUCCUGUCCAUGGGAAUGUGAAAACAAGGGAGAGAACCAAAAUAGAGACUUGAGUCUGAAGCCAUUCAUUUCAGAGGAAAUAGUGAUUCUGGGGAAAACACCCAAGAUGUGGAUUGAUCAAGGAAAUUAUAAAUCUGAGCAGAGCUUCUGUCGGAGCCCGAGCCCUGUUGGCCCCACCGAAGUUCAGGUCUUGAGCCAGAGGGUGCUUCCCACUCAGCACCAGGCCGUCCCUAGCGGGGAGAGACCUUACAGGUGCAUCGAGUGUGGGAAAUGCUUUGGUCGGAGCUCCCAUCUCCUCCAGCAUCAGAGAACCCACACUGGAGAGAAGCCCUAUGUGUGUGGGGUGUGUGGGAAGGCCUUCAGCCAGAGCUCAGUCCUGAGUAAACACAGGAGAAUCCACACGGGCGAGAAGCCCUAUGAGUGUAAUGAGUGCGGAAAGGCCUUUCGAGUGAGCUCGGAUCUUGCUCAGCAUCAUAAAAUACACACGGGAGAGAAGCCGCACGAAUGUCACGAAUGCCGGAAAGCCUUCACUCAGCUCUCGCAUCUCAUUCAGCACCAGCGGAUCCACACUGGAGAGAGGCCGUACGUGUGCCCGCUGUGCGGGAAGGCAUUCAACCACAGCACCGUCCUGCGGAGCCACCAGCGCGUGCACACCGGGGAGAAGCCGCACGAGUGCGGGCAGUGCGGCCGGGCCUUCAGCGUGAAGAGGACGCUGCUCCAGCACCAGCGGGUGCACACCGGCGAGAAGCCCUACACGUGCAGCGAGUGCGGGCGCGCCUUCAGCGACCGCUCCGUGCUCAUCCAGCACCAUAACGUGCACUCCGGGGAGAAGCCCUACGAGUGCGGCGAGUGCGGCAAGGCCUUCAGCCACCGCUCCACCUUGAUGAACCACGAGCGCAUCCACACUGAGGAGAAGCCCUACGGGUGCUACGCGUGCGGGAAGGCCUUCGUGCAGCACUCACACCUGAUCCAGCACCAGCGGGUGCACACUGGGGAGAAGCCCUACGUGUGCGGCGAGUGCGGGCACGCCUUCAGCGCCCGCCGGUCUCUGGUCCAGCACGAGCGGAUCCACACCGGCGAGAGGCCCUUCCGCUGCACGCAGUGCAGCAAGGCGUUCAGCCUGAAAGCCACGCUGAUCGUGCACCUGAGGACGCACACGGGCGAGAGGCCGUACGAGUGCAGCCGCUGCGGGAAGGCCUUCAGCCAGUACUCCGUGCUCAUUCAGCACCAGAGGAUCCACACGGGCGAGCGGCCCUACGAGUGCGGGGAGUGCGGGCGCGCCUUCAACCAGCAUGGGCACCUGAUCCAGCACCAGAAGGUGCACAGGAAGCUGUGACCUCGGCUGCCGCGAGGAGACACAGACUCCUGCACGCAGACCAGGAAGCCUGCAGCCCAGGAAGAGCUUCUGUUAACUCUACAGAAGCCCAUCUUUGGUAAUUCAGUGUCACAAAGUAACUCCAGAGAGAAGCAGUCAGCAUGUUGUUCCUGUGGAAAAACUUCAGAGGAUGCCUGUUUUGUUUUUCUCAACAUCUUGAAGUUAUGUUGGAGAGGAAUCACACAACUCUGAAUUUUGUAAAGACAGCCAUAAUUCUUUAUUUAACAUUAGACAGUUUAUUUGAAGUGAGAAACUAAAGGAAGUUAAGGCAUAAGGAUUACUGUCACAAUAAAACUUUCUUACAUUCCAAAUAAAAUUUUUUUCUUAGAAUGUUA